CCACUCCCCUAGACAAAAAAGGUCCUGAACCUACAGCAAUCCAACAAGAAACCUUUACGUCCACCAGGAAUAGAUGGAAAGCCCCACACACAGGCGGCGGCGAUACAGCCAUGCAUCUAUUUCGUGGUUCGGGCGAAGCAGUGCAUGGUCCACACGAUCCACUAGAGGAAAAGCGCCUUCUGCGGAAGAUCGAUUUCAUGAUCAUUCCAUACCUGGCUGUCUGCUAUGCAUUCUUUUAUAUCGACAAAACAACCCUUUCGUAUGCGGCGAUAUUCGGAGUAAAAGAAGAUCUGAAACUCGAGGGGACCGACUACAGCUGGCUGUCCAGCGUCUUUUACUUUGGCUUCCUAGCAUGGGCAUUCCCAACCAAUUUCCUGAUGCAGAGGUUGCCGCUAGGGAAAUACCUUGGAUUCAACAUUUUUUUAUGGGGUGUUCUGCUUAUGGCGCAGGCUGGGGCGAAGAAUUUCGCAUCCCUUGCCGUCCUGCGCGCCCUGUCUGGGGCUGCUGAAGCAUGCGCAGACCCUGCUUUCAUGCUUAUCAGUUCAAUGUGGUGGACAAGACGAGAACAACCUAUCCGUAUUGGAUUGUGGUAUACCGCUAAUGGCUUUGGUGUUGCUUUGGGUGGCCUGCUAGGUUAUGGCAUUGGCAAUAUCCAUGGAGCACUGCCAUCCUGGAAGUAUGAAUUCCUAAUCAUUGGUGCUCUCUGUGCUACCUGGGGAAUUGUUAUGUUCAUUUUUCUUCCCGACAGCCCAGUCACGGCGCCACUAUUGACCAUCAAGGAACGGAAACUGGCAAUCGAGCGACUGAGAGAGAAUCAGACCGGUGUUGAGAACAAACAGUUGAAACCUUAUCAGAUCCUGGACGCUUUCAAGGACCCCAAGACUUACCUAUUUUUUCUCAUUUCUCUGUUAGCAAACAUUCCAAAUGGCGGUAUCUCCAAUUUCGGGACUCUCAUUAUCCAAGGAUUUGGCUACAGCACUCUCGUCACGACUCUCCUGCAAAUGCCAUAUGGUGUCCUAAUCGCUUUGUCCAUUCUCUCCUGCGUCUACCUUAACGACUAUUUUGCCACUAAGCACAAGAAAAACCCUCGGUGUUAUUUCAUCUUGUUAUAUAUGGUUCCGAACAUUGCCGGAGCCUUCGGCCUCCGUUUUGUCCCCCAGCAACAUCACGUUGCUCGACUCUGGUGCUAUUACCUUACUGGCCCCUACAACGCAGCAUUCGUCUUGUUGCUAUCUCUCACCAUAGGUAACACAGCUGGACAUACAAAGAAAGUAGUCACAAAUGCUGUUCUUUUUCUUGGAUACUGCGCUGGAAAUAUUGCUGGCCCAUUCUUUUACAAGAACAACCAAGCACCGGAGUAUACUCUUGGCAUAUGGAGCAUUAUAGUCAGCCAUCUACUGGAGGUAGUACUGAUAUUGGUGCUCCGGUUCAUUUUGAGCCGCGAGAAUAAGAAACGUGAUGACAGAUCAGGACAAGAGGAACCGGAUUUGGACGCCACAGCUUUUAGCGACUUGACGGAUCGGGAAAACGAGAAUUUCAGAUACGUGUACUAGAAAGUAAACAGGAG
This is a messenger RNA of Aplosporella prunicola CBS 121167, 1567 nucleotides long. RefSeq lists its product as uncharacterized. The transcript has 3 exons. Gene Ontology annotation, molecular function: transmembrane transporter activity. Bases 111 to 1553 code for a protein of 480 amino acids. NCBI's taxonomy places the organism in Eukaryota, Fungi, Ascomycota, Dothideomycetes, Botryosphaeriales, Aplosporellaceae. Gene Ontology annotation, biological process: transmembrane transport. Gene Ontology annotation, cellular component: membrane. The record is from RefSeq and is a predicted model, not a curated record.